GGGUGUUCUCUCAGUCGGAGGCGUCCCGAAGCUGCUCGGCACCUGAGCGGCCUGGCCUGGAGUCAGAGUUUCUUUUUUGUAGGGAGGUAGGUCAGUGGUGCAGCGAGAAGGGGCACACUUUCCCCAGGAAGUGGCGAUGUUGACUUCUCUCCCUUCCCGCCGCUCCCAGUUGCCGCUCCGCUCCAGAUGCUGUUGCUGCCUCUGCGGCCACCCCACCCGCCUUCCUCUCCGGAGGCCAUGGACCCACCGUCCCCCAAGGCGGAAGGCCCUUCCUCCACUCCUUCCUCGGUGGCGGGGCCCCGACCCCCACUGCUGGGUUGCCACUUGCUCAUCGACGCCAACGGGGUCCCCUACACGUACACGGAGCCGCCAGAGCCGCCGCCCCGGAGCCCGAGCCCGCCCCAGCCCGAGGAACCUCCGGUAGAGCCCCCCCCUCCCAAGGGCUACAGUUGCCCGGAUUGUGACCGUGUCUUUGCCAGCCCCCUGCGGCUGCAGAGCCACCGUGUAUCACACUCGGACCUCAAGCCCUUCACGUGCGGCGCCUGCGGCAAGGCCUUCAAGCGUUCCAGCCACCUGUCCCGGCACCGUGCCACGCACCGCGCCCGGGCGGGCCCACCACACAGCUGCCCACUCUGCCCACGCCGCUUCCAGGACGCCGAGGAGCUGGCGCAGCACGUGCGCCUCCAUUAAGUCCAGACCCGGCUCUGGGCCUCGGCGUCGGACCCACACCGAGGCACAACCACACACUCCCUGGCUCUGCUGAGGCUACUGCCUUACCCUGGGCCUCAGUUUUCCUAUCUAUCCAAAGGGAGAAACCUCAUUCCUGCCUUCAUCCCCUCCCUUUCGCCCUAGCUGUGUGAUGUAGAUCAAGUCGUUGCCCCUCCCUGGGCCUGGGAGCCAGUCGCAACUGGGUUCCAGCCCAGCUGUGCUGUGUGAGCCUUUGCAAGUGACUUAACCUCUCCGAGCCCUGGUUUUCUGCUCCGAAGUAGUGAAUGGUUGUCCGCGUGGAAGACUUGACAAAAGAGCACGGGCACGGCUCCUUUCUGUAUCACCCUCUUCCACCCACUCCCCUCACCCUUUACUCAAUAAACAUUCCACACUUCA
Messenger RNA from Miniopterus natalensis, 1104 nucleotides. The record is from RefSeq and is a predicted model, not a curated record. NCBI's taxonomy places the organism in Eukaryota, Metazoa, Chordata, Mammalia, Chiroptera, Miniopteridae.